AUGGUCGGCUUCACGAAUAUCUGCGCCAUCGAAUUACUAGACGAGCAACUUGCUCACCUCAGAUCCAUUUUGACGGCUCAGCAAAGGGAAGAUAUCAUGUAUGACUACGGUAUGACUGUGGAGCAGCGUAUACAGGUAUUACAAAGCUCAAGGGAUACAUACGAACUCAAACAGAGUGAACUACCAAAUCGUCUCGAGGAAGCAGAAAAAAAGGUCAACGACCAUGCCAAGCAGAAGAACAAACAAGAUGUUAUCAAGCAGAAGCGACGGAUAAUAGACUUCUCAGACGUCCCAAACAAGUCUGGUGGUCCCGCCUGUCGUACCUCCACCUCACCCAAGAACCGAAAGAAAGAUCAGGAGAGGACGGGCGUCCUCCUGUCCACAGCCAAAUCGAACACGGCUAAGCAGUCAAAGUCCAAUGCCACAUAG
Messenger RNA from Alternaria hordeiaustralica, 429 nucleotides. RefSeq lists its product as uncharacterized. The transcript is spliced from 3 exons. Lineage: Eukaryota; Fungi; Ascomycota; Dothideomycetes; Pleosporales; Pleosporaceae. Bases 1 to 429 code for a protein of 142 amino acids. The record is from RefSeq and is a predicted model, not a curated record.